Messenger RNA from Anguilla rostrata (American eel), 9287 nucleotides. RefSeq names its product pleckstrin homology domain containing, family G (with RhoGef domain) member 2 (gene plekhg2). Gene Ontology annotation, biological process: regulation of actin filament polymerization. Gene Ontology annotation, molecular function: guanyl-nucleotide exchange factor activity; small GTPase binding. The record is from RefSeq and is a predicted model, not a curated record. The transcript has 20 exons. Lineage: Eukaryota; Metazoa; Chordata; Actinopteri; Anguilliformes; Anguillidae. The coding region runs from base 1140 to 7787 and encodes 2215 amino acids.
CCUGUUAUAACAAACCAUUAGUGCAGCUCCUUGUAAUUUUACGCUAAACUGCGCGCACCUAAAUCCUUGACAAAUUGGCAUCCACUGGCAUUCAAAGGCUAAGACCGUUGAACCUGGGCAAAAUAGAAACAUUUCGCCCUAGGAGAAACAAUGGCAAUCAUAAAAACGGAGUAGUAUUGCAACUUAGUUGUUAUUUCUAAUGCUACAUUUAAAUUGUUUAGAAGAAAAAACAUCGAUAUUCUGUCACUGUGGGUCCUUGGAAUGCAGCACGAGAGGAGUUAACUUGCAGGAAGUUGGAGAAGUCUUGGGCCGCGGGGGACAAUUUUUUCAGGAAGGGAUUCCAAUUCCAGGUCGGUGUAUCUCAAGAUAGGUUCGUACAUGUCAUACAGACGGACUACAAAGUAGGCUAUAGCGAAUUUAACUGUAGUGUCUAAACGAUUAUUUUUGUCACACUACAAUAACUUACGAGCUAUAUUAAAGAAUACAUUUCAAUUGGCAAACAUUUUGCGACAAGAAGAACUUAUAAAGCUGUGUAUUAGAAAACCAAUAAAUGUCUUUGGCAACGGAUGAAUAUAGAGAACAAGAAAUUAAGUUUUCCUGGAGGCGGCAUCUUUUAACGAAUUCCCGACUUUUUUCUUCAAGAAGUUGAUAACGGAUCAACAUUAAAUUAAUUUGCUUGUUGUGAUGUAUCCCUAGCUUUUCACUAAUCGUUACAGAAAUAUAAAGGACAUUUAAAAACGUGCACUGGAAAACUGCAUUUGACCGUAAGAUAACCGUUUGUCAUGAAACUGACGCCAAAGGGGAUGGCGCUUCAAGUCCAACAAUAGCAAUGUGAAAAAGAAGAAGUCCAGGAGAGCAAAGAGGACUUAAUCCUUUUGUUGCUGGGAAUGUUCUUGUGUGUGGGGUAAAACGCCCAGAACGUAGUUUUUUUCGGUGCUGAAGAAAUGUAGGCUACAACUGUUCAAUCCAAUGCGCUUGAGCUGGGAAAUAAUACGACUAUCCGAAGCGGAGUACAGCUUGAAUCCAGGGACUUUAUCAGAAUCGAGUCGGAAAGGGAGCUCAGACACUGACGGCUAUUUUUUGAUGCAUCUAUUCUAUACACCUGCAAAGGAUUCCGUUUCCUGUGAUAUCAUCACACCAUGCCUGAGGGGGCGCAACGCGGCAGCCAAAGAAAGCACAGCACCCAAGCUGCCCAACGCCCGUCCUCCGUCUCCUCCCUGAGCGGCAUUGUGGGAAGGAUGGCUUCCUCGGAGCGGGCCUCCCGCGGGAGCUGCACCUCCGUCAACACCGUGUGCUCCGACAGCGACCGGGCUGCCAGCCUGAGCUCCUCCGCCUCCUCCGCCUCCCUCCAGGACGGCCAGUCCUCCUCCUCCUCCUCCCUGCCCUUUGGGGCCGUGCCCGCCUACCCCCCGCCCCAGCGCAACGGCUCGGACAUCAGCCUGGAUCUCACGCCCCUCUCCCAGCUGCUGGAGGAGCGCGGUCGGGGGGCGGGGACAGCCUCCCCCAACUCGUCCACCCCCAAGCUGUCUCGUCUGGAGAGGGUGGUGCUGGAGAUCGUGGAGACAGAGCAGGCCUAUGUGCGAGACCUAAAGAGCAUAGUGGAGGAUUACUUGGGCUGCAUCAUCGACUGUGGGGAUCUGCCACUCAAGCCGGAGGAGGUCAGCGCCCUCUUCUGCAAUAUUGAGGACAUCUAUGAGUUCAACAGUGAGCUACUGGAGGACCUGGAGCGAAGUCCCCAUGUGGCAGCCAUCGCAGAGUGCUUUGUGGAGAGGAGUGAGGCAUUUGACAUCUACACCCUCUACUGUAUGAACUACCCCAACUCCGUGGCUGUUCUUAGAGACUGCAUGAAGAACCAGACUCUGGUGCGCUUCUUCCAGGAGAGGCAGGCCACCCUCUGUCACUCUCUACCUCUGGAAACGUACCUGCUCAAGCCGGUGCAGCGGAUCCUCAAAUACCACCUGCUACUGCAGGAGCUGUCCAAGCACUUUGACAAGAGUGACCCGGGGUAUGAGGUGGUGGAGGACGCAAUUAUUACCAUGACAGCAGUGGCCUGGUACAUCAAUGACAUGAAGAGGAAGCAGGAACAUGCUGUCAGACUACAGGAGAUUGAGAGCCUGCUGCUGAACUGGGCCGGGCCGGACCUCAGGGGGUUCGGGGAGCUGGUCCUGGAGGGCUCCUUCCGGGUCCAACGGGUCAAGAAGGAGAGGGCGUUCUUCCUCUUCGACAAGAUGCUCCUCAUCGCCAAGAAGCGGGCGGAGCACUUCAUAUACAGCACCCACAUCUUUUGCUGUAACCUUCUUCUAGUAGAAAAUAUGAAGGACCCCCUGUGCUUCAAGGUGUCUGACCAGACCAUUCCGAAACAGCUACAUGUUGUCCAGGCCAAGAACCAGGAGGAAAAGCGACUAUGGCUGCACUACCUCAAGAGGCUGAUUGUGGAGAACCACCCUGCUUCUCUGCCCCAGAAGGCAAGACAGGUCCUUGGUGACAACCUUUGCCAAUCUCUGCAGUUUGAUCAGGAGCCCAUCAGAAAACACGCCCCCUCUCCACGAUUGGACGACUCACGAGGAUACCAUCGUGGCAGGCGGCAGUCAGAGCCUCCAGAGUUCAUCUAUACCCCUGAGAAAGCCAAGAAGAGCCUCCCUUUGCUACUGGAGAGCAACAUGCCGUACCGACGGGGCAGGAGGCAGUCUGCCCCUGCCAAAGACAUCGAGGCAGUAUUUCAUCCCAGCGUCGCUUUGAAGGCAUGCAGCGAGGGUGAGCUGUACCCCCAGGCAGACAGCUUGGGCUCCUCCGGCAGUGCCAGCACACUGGCGUCCUCAGUUAUCGAGGUGGAAGCUGGGCAGGAUGACCUGGGGCUCGGCCCGGAGGAUGAGAUGACCCCUCCGACUCUGUCGAUAACCGAAGAGAUCCUGCAGUUCAUCAACCAGAGCCGAGCGCGGGAAGGCCUGCCCAGUCUGCAGCCUGACACAGAACUGUCCUCCUCUGAGCCCAUUGAUGAGCCCAGCAGUGGCCAGGAUUUGGGUGCCGUAGCCCAGAGGCAGGAGAAGGACCAGAGUUCAUCCCAAGAGCUUGGCAAAUCCCACUUGCAUUGUGAUCGCCAUUGCGCCCAAGAGGAGAGGACAGAGCAACCUCUGGAAGGGGAUGGAGCUAAGGGAAAUGCGCUAGCCUCUCAGGCCAAUGAGUGCCCUGAAGAGAAGAAAGUGGAAAAGGAAAGGUACACGCUGCCUCCAUUGUGCAUGCUGGAAGAAGUGCCAGCCCAGGUUGAAGAGAUCAUGGCCCCUCUUAACAGUCCAGAAGCCCAACCAGACCCACAAGAGUCGCUGGCGAGCCCCCAGUCUGAUGGGGCAGUGGAAGCACACCCUAAAGGCUCCAAUCCGGAUGCCCCACCAAUUCUUCAAGCAGAGGCCUCCUGCCUUCCUAUUGGGGAGGAAGGACCUAGUACAGAACCUCCCAGUGAGGACAAAGACACAGGCCCCGGUAGCUCUGCCCCCCCUGUGUCUGCCACUAAGGGCCUUCCAGCACCCAAGUGUGAGGCUGCGCUGACCAAGAAUGACCGUCAGAUCAUUGAGAAGAUCCGAAACUACUAUGAAGCAGCCGAGGUGGCGGAGGAGCAGCUGCCCCGAAGGAACAGCAUCUCCCACAUCCCGCUUGGUCUGGUCAAAGAGUCAGUGUCCCUCUUCAGUGUUUCUGCCCAUCAGGACUGCCUUUGCGAUCUGGAGGGGGGGCGUUCGGAGGAGGGCAAGGGAGAGUUUCUGCCUCCCCCUGAGAAGAGCCCUCAGAUGGAGGGAGACUCCCCUGGGCUGAUGACAGGCUGCCCUACCGAGGCUGAAGCCAGCAAUAGGCCGGGUGGCCAUAGAGAGCUGAGCCCUGCAGAGUGCACUGGGGUGGAACCCACCUGCAAGUUCCGGUCAUGCCGGGAGCUGAUGAAGGUGUGGAAGGAAAAGGAGCAAAGGGAAGCAGUGUUGUGCACAGAGGGGGGAAAGAGACACACACCACACAAAGGGGAGAGUUACAAACUUCAGGAGAGAGAGGAGCACUCUGAAGGCAUUAGAACAACCACUGAGAGCAACCUCGCUACUCCUGCAGGAAGGGGAGCGUCCACUGUCAUGGACACUAAUGCCUGUCCUAAACCAGACAACGAAGGCCAGUCUGAGACCACUUCCCAGAUGACUGAUACAGCAGCUGUAUCUCAGAUGGUGGGGAAGACCCGGUCCAGGAGCAGGCCUCACCACAGGAUUGACACGCAGGGGAGCUUAGAGGGUCUGCCCAGCCAGAUCAGUGUAGGAAAGUGGUCUGGGCGCGGCCAGGGGACCUCUGGCCGUCACCUCUUUGAUGGGACCCCCGAUGUGACGGGGAUUGGGCUGUUUGAGGGUGGGGCAGAUCUCUGUCUGGUGGAGAACUCAGAGAAAAUCCUCAGUAAGGUCCAGAUGCUGGCACGCAUGUACAGUGCCAAGGUCAGCAGCAUGAAGAUGCCCCUCCACAAGAGGGCAUGGGAGAGCCGGGCACCAGCAGGAGGGCAGGAGAGCACCCCUAAGGAAAUUCAGAAGGACAGGAAGAUGCAGAGCCUGGCCACAAGUGCAGGUGGUCCUCUUGUCUGUCCCCAGCCUUCGGAACCCGAACAGUAUGGCUAUGUUCUUGUCCGGGAACAGCUGUCUGCCAACUACCUCCAGGAAAAUGCCUGUGUCCUGGUGGGACCCAGGGAGAGCACUUCUGAGCCGGAGGGUAACCCCACCUCUCCUGCUUGUUCCCUCUCCUCCCAAAUAUUCCUGGAGGAGGCAGAGACCGAGGCCAAGCCAUCACAUAUGGGUGACUCCAGCAGCCAGUCAGAAGCUAUACUUGUAGAUGAGCCCUUGUCUCCAGCCCAGCCCCAUGUGAAGGGUGCAGACCCAGAGACCCCAAAAGCCAGCCUUGACUCUGAGUUUCACAUCCAGAGAGAUGCAGACAUUUCACCGGUUGAGUCUUUUCAGGAUUUGUCUGACAAUGGACCUCUAUCCAAAACUGAUGACCUUGCAUGCACACCUAAGAAAUCUGUUGAUGUCAAUAAUUCGCUCACUGUGGAAAAGCCAGAACAUCCUUUGUACCCAAUCAGGGAAGACCAUGCACUCAGUCCCUCUUCUUUUCUGGCUGGUGGAAUGAGGCAGAAAGUAAGGGAAUCAGACAUGGACAAUGUGAUGCCAGAGGUUGCAAAGAGUUUUGCUGAGUCUGAGACCUCUCCAGUACAGAAGGCAGAGGUUCCCUGCAUGGACUCUGAAGUGGAAAGUCACACUGUGGAUGAAGGGGAGAGGAUCCUUCUAGAAGCCUCUAGACAUUGUGAAGAAGUGGUCGUGGUUGCAGCAGGAAUGUCUGAUAGCUCCCCAGACAGUAACGAAGGUGCUCCUUGUGCCCCGAGUGAGGAUGCUGAGGAAAGCUCUGAAGGUUUAGGAGAUCCAGGUAGCUGUACUGCAGAAGUUUCAUCUUCCACACCAAGUUGCUUCAGACCUUCCCCUCCUGAAGAUUCUGCAUUGCCUUCAGUACCUGGGCUGGAAAAUGCAUCCGAAAUCGAAGUCCUGAGGCACAGAGCGGGAGCUGAAUGUUCCAAUCAAAUUAAAACCUUACCCACACCCCCACAUCCGAUGACUGUACUUACCUCUGAAGGCACUAAAGGAGAGAGUCCAGAGACCUUUCCCAAUACCUGCUCCACAGAUGAGGCUCGAUGUUCAGAUCAGCAGGAGUAUCCUGAUACAAAGUAUGUAGCGAUCCUUAAUGGUGGUCUGUCAGCCCAGAGUCCAACCACUUCUCUGCCCGGUACGCUAUGUUCAGAUGAUCUACCAAAGUUCACCAGCCAAAGACCUCCUGAUCUGCCAACAACAAGGGGGAGAAGGAGCUUACCUCUAAGUUUGGAGGCUCUGUCUCCGGGCAAAAGUGCUAUAGGCUCAAGAUCUCCCUCUGCCUCACUCAGGUACCGAGACCCUGCCCAGAAUGUGUCGAUGUCAAUCUCAGGAACAUCACCCACUAGGAGGCCACAUUCCCAGCCCUGCUUUGACCGACCUGCCCACCCAGCUGCUGCCAACAGCUUCAGCAGCAAGCCUCCAUCCGCCUUCAGCAUGGGCCUUCGCUCCCCGUCCCCUGUGAGAAACCUCCAGCCUGCCUGCUCGUCCCCCAUGCCAAGUGCGCUGACUAGGUCUCUGGCAGCCUCCUGCAUCAGCCAGACCAUCACCCAGACCCUUGUCAAAAGGAGCACUCGCACCCAAUCAGCUGUCCAGAAGAACCCCAGCUCCACCCUUCUUCCCACCUCUUCUGCUUCCUCUCUAAGAGCGAGGGCCUCCUCACCAAAACAGUGCUCCCUCACUAGCUCAAGUCCAAGCACGGGCACCACUAGCAUGUCCACAUGUGGCAUCCCCCGCUCCCCUACUGCCAAGGCCAACUCAACCCCUGUGCCCUCCUCCCCACCCUUCCGCAGCCAAAGGCCCAUGUCCCCCGCCCCACAUGCCAGCCUCCAGCAGAGCUCCACCACUUCUCGCCCCCGGUCUGCUGCCUUGGAGCAAUCACCACGUGCUAAUUGGAACAGCAACAACAACAACAGCAACAGCAUCUUCAGUGCACGUUAUGGGAAGCCACCAUUGGCAAAUGUGGGUCGAGCAGUACUGUCCCCUGACCCUCUCCGGAGCGCCUCGCAAAAUCGGGUGGCCCGGCCUUUUUCUUCCACAUCGGAGCCAAGCUCCCGGGUCCAGUCCCCUUCUCCUUCCACCUCUCCUUCCCCGUCCCCUUCCUGUGCCCAAAUCUACUCACCCCUACCUGCCCAGAACCAGGAGGGCAUCCCAAGGAACAAGCCACCCAACCCAAAAACCCCCAGGGCCGGAGGGCCAUGCAACUUUGCCCCUCUCUGCCUCACUCUGGAGCAUGUAGGGACCUCCUUUUCCUGCUCCUCGCCACCCUGUAGGAGUCCUCGGGUCACCUCACCACUGCCCAUAGGCAUCCCCACCAACAUGUGGGGGACCACUAACCCCCAACCACGAAAACCAACCUCGGCUUCCUCUUCCACUGCUGCCCAGCCACAGUGCCCCAGAAUCAACUCCCCUUCUAUGCCAGGAGCUUCCUGUGCAAAUGGGCCCUCUGCCACCCAAAGCUUGAGGUGGCAAAAGGGAAGCAGCCUUGCCUUCGUCAGCCUGGCAGACAGACCCCCCAGCCCUAUGCAGAAUGGGCGCAGGUCGUGGGCAGACAGUGGUCGUCACUCUGUGGGGGAGGAACAUGAAGUAGGGCUGAGGAGCCCCCAGAGUGCUUACAGCACCCCCUCUUCCUGCCUGAGUCCUGGCACUCUGUCCCCUACCAAACUGGGCCCUAACAACGGCACUCAGGGUGGCAAACACUUCACCAGCAUUGCCUGGCCAGAUGUGCAUGAACUCCUGACCAAGUACAGCUCCGGAGAAACCCCCGAGGGUGAAAGCAUGGCGUCCCUCGCCAGCUCAGAGGACGGUCAGAGCGACAGCAACCUCCAGGAGGGAAGCUGCCGGAGCACCCUCAUCUGUGCCUAUAUGACCCGCUUGCCCCCCACCCCAGAUACUGGCACACCUGUUCUGGGCCCACGGGUGGAGCCAGCACCCUCCUCACAGCCACAAGGGGGCAAGGGGUCGCCGAAAACCAGCUAUGCCACCACCGUCAACCUGCAGAUUGCCGGCAGUGGCCGCAUCACUGCCUUCAGCAAUGCCCAGGUUAGCCUGACACAAACCCUGGCGCCCGCAUCGGACAUCCAGGCCCGGCGACGAGUCAGCAUUAAUGGAUGCAACCUCCCUCAGGCCCAGAGACUUUGAGGUACAGACAAUGGAGUGGGGCACCCGCAGUUGUGCUUGUCUUUGUAGUGACCGUCUUACCAGGCAGCAUAUCCAACAGAAUGACCCUCUAAUAAUCCUAUGUAGUUAUGUUUGCCAGUGUUAUUUUAUUGGAUUUUUUAUACAUUCGUCCCUUCGCAAUAGCUUUUCCUUUUCGCAAAGAACGGCAGCCUUGAUCCCCUCCUGAAGGCAACGUUAUGUCAAAGCAUGUUGUGGCUCUUAUUUAUGAAGAAGUUUUUGUUGUUGAUGUUUUUUGUCCAUGUAUGUGGCACUUAAUGCUGUCUCUUUACUUUGCACAUUGUCUUAUGGCUGCGUGUUGUUCGGACGUGUCUGUGAAAUUAACUUUUAUUUCAGGCCAAACUAAGAUGUUUUUUCUGUAUGUUUCUGUCACAAUUUGUGUCAGAGGGGUGGGGGGUGGGGGUAUUAACGGUAAAUACUGAAUAAUAACUUACAUCUUCUAGAUUGCAGAAAGGGAUGAGUUUUAAAGUAGCUGCUUUGUGCUUUUAUUAGAGUGUGACUACCAACAUCUCUCCUCCAAGAAAAGAUAAUGUUGCCAAUAUUGUUAAAACACGCACUUGCCAUAGCAUCCAAAGAGAGGCAAACCAAUGAAAACAACAUUAUAAAUCAGGUGUUGUAGGAGAAAAUACCCUUUAGAUAUUUGAUCAGCUUCACGUGACAUUAUAAAAUGCACCUUGCUGAAGUCACUUGAUAAUCACCUUGUCUCAAUCAAGUUUUGUUCAUUGGGUUCCUGCCAUAUUUAAUUCACUUUCACUACUCUGAUAUACCAUUUCUUUUUUUAAAUGAGAUUCAAGUACCUAUCCCAGCUAACGAUUUGGUUCUCAAAAAAUUCCUAUCACUCCGAGAGUUAGGGUAAACAUUACCAGUAAGUACUUUUGCCAAGUUUCCUUAAAUGUUAUCUUUAAGUCACAACGAACAUGGAAAGAAUAACCUUAUAACAUUAUUUAGUCUUGUUAUUGAGGUUAAAAAUAAUUUUAAUUGCAAAUGACCAUUUGUUUAAUUUUAGCAGGAAUGUUUACAGUGUUAAAAAAAUCUGUCAUCUCAAGAUUUGAAUUCAUAGCAUUCCUGUCUGUAUUUGACAUCUAUCCUCCAUGAAGGUUUUUCUUGAGUAAAUUAUAAACUAAAGGUGAUUUUAAGUUGGUAUGCAACAUAUCUGGAACAUUUUUAUGUGAUUUUAAUAGAACUUAGUAACAAAAAUGUUGUAUAGGAAUGUACUUAUCAAAAUGUUAUCUCACAAUCAAAUGGGAAUAUAACAAGAAUCCUCCUUGAAGGUCUGGAAACAUUUUAUGUUAGCUGGGUACAAAUGGGGAAAAGGCAUCUACACAAUAUAGACUUGCACUCAUGCCAGUAGUGCAAUUUUGAUGAUACAGUAAUUAUCCCUUCUCUGCAGGAAAACAGUCCAGCAUUCUUGUGUUUCGUACUAUCCAGUUACUCACACCCUAGUAAUAAACAUAAAUUAAAAGA